AAAUUUAUUUAGAAUUUCUGAAAAACUCCGCAACUUUCUUGGCGCUGUGUACGCGCAGUAGAUAACGAUGAGCAUGGCCCAAUUCUCUCUUGCUCAUCCCUGCCCUCUCUAAAAUUCAUGGCUUCUAUUUCUCUUUCUAACGAAUUUCAUCGUUUUCUGUUUGUUUCUCACUCAUGUAACAUCAUGAGAUUCGAAGAGAGAGAAAUUAUGUGACGACCACAGAGAGCUUCAGAGAGAGAUUAUGUGAUCACCAGCUUAGAGAGAGAGAGAGAGAGGGGAUUAUGUGACCACCACCUUAGAUAUUCAAUUAGUUUUUGGCCCAAGGGUGAUAUUAUGUGACGCCCACUGUAGAUGUCCAUCAUCAUGUCCCUUCUGCAACUUUCUCACUCUAAGCUUUGCAAUGGUGCUUUUACUCGCUGCCAUUCUCCAUCAUUUACACCUACAGUCAAGCAGAGGAAGUUUGACGGAUUUUCUUGCUUUUGGGGAGAGAGAAUUGCGUUGGUUAAGGGGGUUUCAAGCAAGUGGGGAUUGGGUUUUAGAGAGAGAAAGAGUCAUGCUAUCUGUAAAGCCGAAAGAAGUAAGAGAGGGUUGAAUGGUGUUAUGAAUCUCAGUGAGUAUAUGGUCACCUUGGAGAAGCCAUUGGGCAUAAUGUUUGCGCAAUCAGUUGAUGGUAGGAUCUUUGUUCAUGCUCUAAAGAAAGGGGGAAAUGCAGAGAAGUCGCGAAUGAUCAUGGUAGGGGAUACUUUAAAGAAGGCAAACACAUUAUCAGGGGAUAGAAUUAUUUUGGUUGAGGAUGUCGGUGAUGCCCUGAAAUUGCUGAAGGACAGGGAAGGAACUGUCAGUUUGAUUCUAGAAAGACCAUUCCCUCCCUUUCCAAUUAAUCAAUAUCCUCUUAUGGGUGACCCUGAGUUAUUAUUCAACAGAGGGAGAGUUCCUAUUGUUACUUGGAAUAGAAACCUACUCACCUCAAAUCUUCAGCCAUCAUCCAAGGAGAAUGGAAAUGUUGGGUUUGUGUGUUAUUCACCGAAAUUCCUGAAACCUCUUGGGUGGAAACUUCUCUCGAGUUUGGAAACUGAGUCGCUUGAUACUCAAGGUGGGAAUGGUAAUGUCAAUUCAAAAAUUCAUUUGAAAACCCCAAAACAAAUUAUCAGGAUACUGUCAGAGGUAGAGUCUGGAGAAGUUGAGUGGAGUUAUGGGAACUUCCCAGUAGAUGAAUAUAUAAAAGCACUGGAUCGAUCUGAAGGAGAGCUGUAUUAUAAUCACUUUCUUGGCAUGCAGUAUAGCAAGAUCACAGAUAAUAUAUAUGUGGGAUCAUGCAUACAAACAGAAUCUGAUGUUCAAACAUUGUCGAAUGUUGUGGGAAUCAGUGCUGUAUUAAAUUUCCAAAGUGAAAGUGAACGUGCAAAUUGGGGAAUUCAGUCAGAAGCAAUUAGUGAUGCUUGUCAUAAAUGUAAUAUUCUUAUGGUCAACUGUCCAAUAAGAGAUGCUGAUUCUAUGGAUUUAAGGAAGAAACUACCAUUUUGUGUGGGACUGUUAUAUCGAUUAUUGAGAAAAAAUCUUCGAGUUUAUGUAACCUGUACAACAGGUCUUGAUAGAUCUCCAGCUUGUGUGAUUGCAUACUUUCAUUGGAUUCAAGAUGCUGCUCUCCACGAAGCGUAUAAUUUUGUCACAAGAUCGCACUCAUGUAGACCCGACAGACCUGCAAUUGUGUGGGCUACUUGGGAUUUGAUUGCCAUGGUAGAAAAAGGAACUCAUAAUGGCCCCCCUACGCAUGCAGUAAAGUUUGUAUGGAACGGUGGGUCUCGAGAGGGGGAGGAGGUAUUUUUAAUUGGAGAUUUCACAGGGAACUGGAAAGAAUCCAUCAAAGCAGAUCACAGGGGUGGAUCGAAGUAUGAAGUCGAGCUUCGACUUCCACAGGGAAAGUAUAGUUACAAAUUCAUUGUUGGUGGCCAAUGGAGACACUCUACAUCCCUACCAACUGAAACGGAUCAAACGGGAAAUGUUAACAAUGUCAUUAGAGUUGGAGAGGUUGCCAGUGUUAGACCCGCUUCCCCUAACCAACAGCAUGCAAAGGAUCCCAUGAUCGUAAAAGUGAUUGAGAGACCACUAACUGAAGAGGAACGAUUCAUGUUGGCAUGCGCAGCUCGGCUUAUUGCCUUCUCAAUUUGCCCAAUCAGAUUGGUGCCCAAGUAAAACAAGUUCUAACAAAAAGUAAAAUUCAUGAAUGCCUCGCACCCUGACAGCAAAGGCUACUCUUGGUAUAAGAUUGGCUGCUGCAUUGAGGGUUUUUUUUUUUUCCUCCACGAAAAUAUCAGUAAUGGGGGUUGAAACCCAUGAAUGGGCUGAUGCCCUGAGAUUUGUAAGUAUGAGUUUUUCAAUACUUGAAUUUGAAGCCUAAUGUAUAUUUUUCUCUUGGAAAAUAUUGUGGGGUUAAAACCCCUUGCAAAA
Messenger RNA from Amborella trichopoda, 2448 nucleotides. RefSeq names its product phosphoglucan phosphatase LSF1, chloroplastic. Lineage: Eukaryota; Viridiplantae; Streptophyta; Magnoliopsida; Amborellales; Amborellaceae. The record is from RefSeq and is a predicted model, not a curated record. Gene Ontology annotation, biological process: starch catabolic process; protein dephosphorylation. Gene Ontology annotation, cellular component: starch grain; chloroplast. Gene Ontology annotation, molecular function: protein binding; carbohydrate phosphatase activity.